AUGAGCAAGCGCGAGGAGAGCGCCGACAGCGGCGCCUGCGUCUUCGUGCGCAUCAUGCGCGCGCGGGGCCUGAGCGUGCAGGACGGCGACCUCAAGUCGACGUUCAAGGCCAUCGAGGAGUACAAGAUGACGCCGACGACGCGGGACCCGAGCUGCCUCUGCCAGGUGACGAGCGGGCGGCUGGAGGGCGCGACGGGCGUCUGCGAGCACGCGAGCAGCCCGCAGUGGGACCACCUCGUCAUGUUCCCCUACGACAACGUGCGGGCGGGCCGGAGCGUGGACUUCAAGGUCGUCGACGUCGGGGGCGUCUUCGAGGUCGAGCUCGGCCAGUGCAGCGUCGCCCUGGACGAUGCGGCGCUCGCGGAGCUGCCGACGAGCAGCGAGUCGGAGAAGGCGCCGCGGCUGCUGGCGCUCGUCCCGGCGACCACGGCCCUGGCCGACGGGCCGAACGCCGAGGGCAUGGACGUGAGCUCCAUCAUGGCGCUGGGCAACGACGUCGAGCGGAAGAUGAAGACCAUCGUCACCGCGGAGGACGCGGAGGAGACCCUGGAGGUCGCGAUGUGGCGCGGGAACCGCAACGACGCCGACGCCAAGGCGGCGUUCCUGGGCACGAAGCGCAAGGCGCCCGGCGACUGGUUCCGGGACACGGCGAAGACCAUGCUCUGCGCGGCGGACUUUGAGGAGACGCGCGGCCACGGGACGACGGUCAUGGGCGGGCUGGUGGACCUGCCGCCGGUGUCCGACCCCUUCAAGACGGGUCUCGGCGAGGGCGACGCGCCGCGGAAGGACCGCAAGAAGGGGCCGCGCUGCGUGCGCUACACGGAGUGCCACACGGCCGUGCUCCGCGUCCAGACGCUCGACUGCCGGUGGCUCCACGAUCUGGACUACUCCGCGCGGCCCUACGUCGAGCUCUGCCUCGGCGACCGCGUCGUCGCGCCGUCGCGGGGCCGCACGGAGCUCGACGAGGACGGCUGGAUGGUCGAGGACUUCUCCAUGCUGCUGACGCAGCCCUACUGCAAGGAGCCGCUCACGCUCCGCAUCCGCAACGCGCCGCUCAUGUCGGACCUGGGGCUGGGCGAGGACGAGAUUCUGGGGCAGAUCGACAUCCCCUUGGUGCUGGAGGCGCCGGGCAAGCUGCCGGAGCCGUCGAAGAAGGCGGGCGACGAGGAGGAGGACGCGGUGAAGGAGUUCCGGCUCGCGUACAACCCGGGCAAGGGCCUCUGCGAGAACGCGACGAUCGCCCACACGAAGUGGCUCCAGCUCAACGCCCGCAAGAAGAUCAGCGACAAGGCCGACGAGGUCAACGACGCGCUCCACUCGCCCACCGCGGCCGUCCAGCGGAAGCGCGCCGGGUCCGGCGCGCCGGGCUCGGACGACGAGGACGCCAAGCCCCAGAAGCGCGAGUCGUCGCGGCGCGCCGCCGUCGUCCAGAACAAGUCCAAGUCCCGCUGGGGUUUAGGCGGCGCCAAGUCGACGGCGGGCGAGGUCGUCGGCGACCUGAAGGUCCGCGCGUGGAUCGACGAGGGCUACUUCCACCGCGACAACGACUCCAUCGCGCAGAUCACGGUGAAACUGGGCGAGGCGACGUUCAAGAAGAAGGGCGUCCUGGAGAGCGACAUCCUCAAGGACGCCAUGGCCGGCGGCAAGCGCAAGGGCGCGUUCGGCGCCGUGGGAGACCGCUGCGACCCCUACGCGGUGCUGCGCAUCUCGCCCCACUGGGCGACGCUGGACCCGCGGCAGCGCAAGGAGGACACGAAGGACGGCUACGCCAAGUUCGACUGGGGCGGCGGCGAGGUCCAGCUCGGCGUCGUCGACCCCUUCAACAUGCUCACGAUCGCGUUCUACGACGGCGCGAACAAGCACGCGCCCCUGGGCAAGGUCAAGGUGCGCGCGGCGUCCCUGGCGUCGACGGGCUUCGAGUACCGCAAGAAGGCGCCGCUGAUCGUGGGCACGGACAAGGGGUCGAACGCGCGCGUCAUCGGCGACGUCGACGUGUCCAUCUGCAUGACGACGAAGUCGCAGUGGUUCCUCCUCUUGCAGUACCUGGGCCCCGUGCGCUUCAACACGCACUACUGGCGGCCCCUGCCGGGCAAGCACGAGCUCUGGCUGCGCCAGGCCCACGACCGGGAGGUCACGCGCGCGCUCGCGAAGGCGGACCCGCCGAUAGCCAAGGCCGUCGGCGAGGACGUGCUCAAGAGCGACACGCACUCCUGGGGCGUCGACAACAGCGAGGCGACCCACGACUGGGGCAAGUCCCUCUCCGCGGACCUGCGCAAGAUGAAGGUCGCGGCCAUGCGCCUCAAGGACGUCAUGAUGAUCUACGGCAACGUCGCGACGGAGACGUUCGAGAUCUACCACUGGCGGCCCCACAGCCGCACGGCCAUCGUCGCGACGGUCAUGCUCUGGCUCAUCUACUACCCGAAGUGGAUCUGGACCUUCAUCUUCUGCGGCUUCUUCUACUCGACCGCGCGGAACUUCUCGUGCCGCCGGAAGACGCAGCUCGACUCCAUCGGCGUCGACCUGGAGCUGUCCAAGGGCUCCUUCGUCAAGGCCCACGAGCCGUCGCGGGACCGCGACGCGACGCUCCAGACGCUGACGGAGUCGGAGGUCGAGCCCGACGAGUACGACGAGCUCGACCCGCUCACGUCCUUCAAGCGCCAGUACUCGGACUUCGUCGAGACGUUGGUGAUGGUCGAGUACGUCUUCAACGAGUGCGCGACGGUGCUCGAGCAGGGCGUCGGCAUCUUCACCUGGGGCGACGAGCGCAUCACGGGGUUUUUGACGUUUGCCUUCUUCAUGUGCGUCUUCGUGCCCGUGGCCUUCGUCCCGCCGCCGGCGUUCUACAAGGGCUUCUUCACGUUUCCCUACUUGGUCGCGAUGUAUCCGCCGUGCCUCGACCCGGCCCAGCCCAUCAACGACUACCCGGGCCGGGUGGCCAACGUCUUGAAUCGCGUGCCGGCGCGCCACGAGCGCAUCCUGUGA
This is a messenger RNA of Aureococcus anophagefferens, 2982 nucleotides long. RefSeq lists its product as hypothetical. The coding region runs from base 1 to 2982 and encodes 993 amino acids. The transcript has a single exon. NCBI's taxonomy places the organism in Eukaryota, Pelagophyceae, Pelagomonadales, Pelagomonadaceae. The record is from RefSeq and is a predicted model, not a curated record.